This is a messenger RNA of Osmia bicornis bicornis, 1728 nucleotides long. Its product is annotated as histidine-rich glycoprotein-like. The record is from RefSeq and is a predicted model, not a curated record. The transcript has 2 exons. Bases 1 to 1728 code for a protein of 575 amino acids. Lineage: Eukaryota; Metazoa; Arthropoda; Insecta; Hymenoptera; Megachilidae.
AUGGCGACGUUGGCGUGGCUUUUAGCCGUCGCUCUGCUACUGACAGCGGCGGCUGGCCAAGAUUCAAGAUCGCCGCAAGAAAAUCGAACGCGACUACCCUCGAACAGUCUGAAAUUGGUCGAUUCCAUCAAUCCACCGCGACUAUUUCAACCGGCCAACCCAACUCCUGGCUCGAUCCUUCUAACUCCUCAAAAGCAUCCUCGAAAACGACAAUUAUCCGACCUUGGAAACAAUUUCCAACCGCUAACGUUCCCUCUAACUGGCCAAGUUCCAUCGCCUCUGCAUUCGACCACCUUCAACGCCAAUGUUAAACCUCCGAAACAAGUGAUCGAGCCACGAAUUUCAUCCGCCCCGGCUCACAUCACCUUCAUCCCUACUCAGCGAAGAAGUCACGGCGUCGAACACUCCUUCUACCACAACCAUGGGCACCAUCAUGGACAUCAUCAUUCCCAUCACCAUGGUCACGAGGCUCACCACGACCAUCAUGCGAAGCAUAAGCACGAACACGGUCACAAGCAUCAUCACGGACACGAGCAUCACGCCGAGCAUAAGCAUCACGAGGAACACAAACAUCACGAGGAUCAUCACCACCACCAUGGACACCAUCAUCAUCAUGGUCACAAACACCACGAGGAUCAUAAACAUCACCAUGGUCACGAGCAUAAGCACGAGCAUGGGCACAAACACGAUCACAAACAUGGUCACGAUCACAAGCAUCACGGAGAACACCACCAUCAUCAUGGUCAUCAACAUCAUUCCAAACACGAGCAUCACGAGGAACACAAACACCAUGCCGAACACCAUCAUCAUCACAAGCAUCAUCACCACAAUGAACAUCAUCAUCAUCACGAUCAUCACCAUGUUAACGAACACCACCACCAUCAUACUCACAAGGAAACGGAGAACCAUCAUCAUCAUCAUGGACACGAGCACCAAGAACACCACAAACAUGGUCACAAGGAGGAACACAAGCACCAUCAUGGACACGAGCACAAACACGGUCAUCACGAGGAUCAUCAUCACAGUCAUCACCAGGACCAUCACCACAAACAUGGCCACGAACACAAGCAUGGUCAUCACGAGGACCAUCAUCACAAACACGGCCACGAACACAAGCACGGUCACAAAGAGGAACAUCACCAUGGCCAUCACGAAGAUCACAAACACGAUCAUCACGAGGAUCAUCACCACAAACACGGGCACGAACACAAGCACGGUCACAAAGAGGAGCAUCACCACGGACACCACGAAGACCAUCACCAUUCGCAUCAUCAAGACCACAAACACCAUCAUCACGAAGAACACAAGCACGGUCACGAGCACAAAGAGGAGCACAAACACGGUCACGAGCACAAGCAUCACCACGAUCAUCACGAGGGGCACCAUCAUCACGAACACCACAAACACCACGAAUCCCACGAACACAAACACGCCCACUCUCACGAGGAGGAGCAUAAGCAUCAAGAUGAUCAUCACCACAAACACCAUCACGAUAGCCAUCACAAACAUCACGAGAAUCAUCAACAUUCAGCCUACGAACAGCAUGGACAGGAGCACUUUAAAGGACUCGUGCACUUUUACGAUGCCUCUCAAAACCAUGAAGAGUACGUGUUUCCUGAAGAAACCGAAGCGAUUCCCGUGACGCCACCGGUAGUUGACAUUCUGAAGAUCGCGAAGCAGCCGGAUGUUAAAAAAUCGAUCGAGCAAGGAAAGGAGGAAGAAGCUUAA